UACAAUUUCGGUUAAGUCCAACUUUAUUAUUAACUAAUUAAUAAUUUCUUCACAUUUCAUUUUAUUAAUAUUUAAUGUAAAAUAGUUUACUCUUAAAAAUGACUGAAGACAAUACAAUUGAUGUUAUUAAUAACUUUAACCAUCUAAUUACUGAAGAAAAAAACAAACAUACUGUUUAUUGUACAAAAUGCCCGUCUAAGAUUUUGUCAUCUACAAUGGGAAAGUAUUUGAGAAUCGAAUUCAAUCUUCCACACAUGUCUCAGAAAAAAAAUUGUGAGGCCGUCGAAUGCGAAUUGUUGACAGAUUACUGGAUGGUUCCAGAUAUGUAUAUUUUUGAUAAUAUUGGAUUUUCAAAGACUGUAGAAUCGGGCAUUAAAUAUCUUAUAUGUGCUGACUGUGAAAUUGGACCAAUUGGAUGGUAUGAUGACAAUACUAAGCAAUCUUAUGUAGCCCUGUCCAGAGUCAAACAUGAAGAAAAUUCAUGAUAUUUUAUCAAAUUGUAAAUACUUAAAACAUUCUAAUUUUAUUUUAAUAUUUAUACAUUAAUAGGAAUAUCUAAAAAUAUUAAAAAACUAUAUUUUUAAAUGUAUUAUAUUAAUUAUUUAUUAAAUAACAUUCAUGUAAUAUAUUUUAA
Molecule: messenger RNA, 634 nt
Organism: Rhopalosiphum maidis (corn leaf aphid)
Lineage: Eukaryota; Metazoa; Arthropoda; Insecta; Hemiptera; Aphididae
Gene: strat
Product: guanine nucleotide exchange factor MSS4 homolog
Exons: 2
Coding region: 99-485 (128 amino acids)
Biological process (GO): small GTPase-mediated signal transduction; post-Golgi vesicle-mediated transport
Cellular component (GO): cytosol; membrane
Molecular function (GO): guanyl-nucleotide exchange factor activity; zinc ion binding
Source: RefSeq, a predicted model, not a curated record